This is a messenger RNA of Pectinophora gossypiella (pink bollworm), 1368 nucleotides long. Its product is annotated as tropomyosin-1, isoforms 33/34-like. Lineage: Eukaryota; Metazoa; Arthropoda; Insecta; Lepidoptera; Gelechiidae. The record is from RefSeq and is a predicted model, not a curated record. The transcript is spliced from 5 exons. The coding region runs from base 1 to 1368 and encodes 455 amino acids.
AUGGCUCCCUGCAGCAAAAAGGAAUUAGAACAAAAACUGAAGCAAGCCCUUCUUGAACUACAGGCAUCUCAAGAGGAAUGCAAGAAGCUUCUAGAAGAACAUGAAGAGAGUGAGGCAGAAGUAAUAAAUAUAAAUAAUAGAAUACUGUUUUUAAAGAACGAGCUCACUGAGUUAGAUGGUCGGUAUAAGGACUUACAGGAGCAACGGGACCACUUACAAUCCGUGAUCAACUCACAGGAGGAAUGUCAAAACAACCAUGAGGCUGCUCUAAAUCGUAUCAGAGAACUAGAGCAACAGGUUGCUGUAGCCUAUAAUACAAUAAAAGCUCAUGAGGACCAACAUUCUACCAAUGAGUCACAACAAACUUUGGCAUUAUACAAUGAGUUAGUCCAUGAAGAAAAUUGCCAAAAUAAUGAGUCCAUGACCAUAGAUCUCACUUCAAUGAGCGAUAAAUAUAGUGAUGAUGAUGAAGGUUAUGAAGAAAAAUAUAAAUUACGACAAGAAAAUUGUGAGCUCCAACGCCAAUUAGCCCGAAUACAGCAACUAUAUGACAAUGCACAGAAGGAAAUUGCCGAACACAUCAAGGCAACAGAGUCCCUGGUAAUUAACACGGAACGGCUUGAGUCUCUGGUGCACGACCGAAACCUGGAGCUGGAAACACUACGCGCCAAAACAAGCAGCGAGUCUAGAGAGGAUUUGCAGCGCGGGGGGCUGGUCGUAGAUUCUGGAGCCUCACCGUCCACCGGCGCCGCGUGUACCACGCGCCGCGAGACCGCGCCGCGAGCGAAAUGCAGUGCCGUGCUCCCCGCCGGUGCGCCGCUGGCCGCAGUGAUGUGCGACACCGCACCGCCCAACAACGAGCCGCCGUGUGCCGCGCUGCCAAGUGUCGCGCCGGCCGGCGAUGUGCCGCCGGGAGCCGAGCCGCGGAGGGUCGGAGCUCGCGGAGCCUCUCGGCGCGGGGCGUCAGCGACAGCGCCACCGCCCGCGGCGCCCGCGCCCGCUGCGCCGACAGACUUAGUGUUGACAAACUUAUCGGAUGAGGAAGUGGUAGUGAGUGUGGAGACAGAGGUACUGGUGCCGGUGGACCCGCAGCACCCGCCACUGGCCGUGCGCUGGUGCGGCGGGGGCUCGGCGGAGCCCGCGCCGCCGCCGCAGGCCCCGGCCCCUUCUGUCGACAUAGCACCGACCCUGGAUGUGUCGGCGUGUGUGCGGGAGGCGGCGUGCGGCAGCGGGGCGGCGCGCGUGCACGUGCCGCAGCUGCAGCUGGCGGAGGUGCGGGGGGCGCUCGCGCGGCUGAAGCCUAAGCGUUCCGCGGGACCUGACGGGAUCCCAGCUUUUGUGGUGAAGGACUGUAGGAAGGUAGUGUAA